Delphinapterus leucas (beluga whale) is the source of this 2246-nucleotide messenger RNA. The record is from RefSeq and is a predicted model, not a curated record. NCBI's taxonomy places the organism in Eukaryota, Metazoa, Chordata, Mammalia, Artiodactyla, Monodontidae.
AUGGGAACCAAGAGAAAAUAUUUUCGAUUAAUCUUGGUGGCAACAUUGACAGGCGAGAUACCCAAAAGGUAUUCAGAGGAUGACUAUCUUCAGGUCGUCAAUAGUAUCCAGAGCUGUCCAUGGAAGCGACAAGCAGAAGAGCAUGAGAAGUUUAGAGUGGAACUUGCUUCGUGUUGUGGUGCCGUUCAAAACUUCAUUGUUUCUCAAAAUAACACUCCCGUCGGGACUAACGUGAGUUACGAGGUGGAAAGUAAAAGCGAAAUCCAAAUCAGAGAGAACAUUUUUGAUAUGUUGCCAGUGACUCAGCCUUUUGUGGGGUACCCUUACAAUCAGUGUGCGGUGGUUGGAAAUGGGGGGAUUCUGAAUCAGUCUCUCUGCGGAGCCGAAAUUGAUAAAUCCGACUUUGUUUUUAGGUGUAACCUCCCCCCAACCACAGGAAAUGUUACCAAUGACGUUGGCACUAAAACCAACCUGGUGACUCUAAAUCCCAGUAUCAUAAGGCUAAGAUAUGGGAACUUAAAGGAAAAGAAAGCAAUAUUUCUGGAGGACGUUGCAACCUAUGGAGAUGCAUUCGUCCUUCUGCCAGCAUUUUCCUUCAGGGCCAACACUGCGGCCUCUUUUAAGGUGUACUACACACUGAAGGAGUCUAAAGCAAGACAAAGAGUUUUAUUUUUCCAUCCCAAGUACCUGAAAAACCUUGCCCUCUUCUGGAGGACUAAAGGUGUGACCGAGUAUCGCCUGUCCUCCGGCUUGAUGAUCACAAGUGUGGCAGUUGAACUGUGCGAGAACGUGAAACUCUAUGGAUUCUGGCCUUUCUCUAAAACUGGAGAGAACACACCUGUCAGCCAUCACUACUACGACAACAGGUUACCUAAGCGCGGUUUCCAUGAGAUGCCCAAGGAGUAUAGACAAAUUCUCCAGCUUCAUGUGAAAGGAGUCCUCAGGUUACAAUUUAGCAGAUGUGAAAUAGCCUAAACCAGAUGUCUUUAAACGGGAAUCGUGUUCACACAAUGCAGUAGGUGAGUGUCAGUGUUCCAAACACCGAAAGAGGAGGUUGUAGGGUGUCGUAGGAAGAGUCCCGGAAUUUGGUUGGAUCAAAGCUCUGGCACUAGGUUUGCAGUCUCAGCAGCUCAUUUCAUUGUUCUGAUCUUCAGUCCUCUUCCUGUAAGAUGGGGACCGUGAUCUCUAACUCAUAUUAGGAGAAUCUGAUAAUCUGUGAAGACUUUCCGCAAGUAUUUAGCAUGAGGUAGGGACGCCAUAAAUAUCUCCUCGCUGAUAUUUUUAACAGCCGUUUUCGCCUUCACCAGACGUAAUAAAAAGGCAGGCUGUCUUGGAGACUCUUUCUGAAGAGAAAAGCUGAACUGCCAGUAUCCACUGGAAUUCUUUCUCUGGCAGGAGCCUCUAUUAUCCGUAAUAUCGUUCCCACCUUUCUUCCUGUCUUAAAGAGGGCAUGUAAGAAAACUAUGUAAUUAAACAAGAAGCCCGUGGUUAUGCAGGAAUGAACGCCUUACGCCUCUAAUUACAUUCACUUGUGUCUUGAGCUGUGCUGGUGUGGUUGGAUUUAGGCCAAUCCUUUUCCUCCUUUAUCUACAUUUAAAAAUCACUCUUUAAUAUAUGUAUUAACUUCCUGUCUCACUCUUAAGCCUUUUCCUCUCCCACUGACAGGAUUUACUUCAAGGGCAGGAAUAGUUACGAUUCUACUUACCUGUUGUCUUGUCUGUGGCGGUCACUCAUACAAUUUACUUUGCUAAGGUUGUUGAACAGCUGCUUCAUGCUAGACCCUUUCCCAGGCUCUGCGAGAGAGAUAUAAAAAUGACUAAGUCCUGGGGACUUCCCUGGCGGUCCAGUGGUUAAGACUCUGCGCUGCCACUGCAGUGGGCCACGGGUUCGAUCCCUGCUCGGGGACCUAAGAUCCCACAAACCGUGCGGCGCAGACAAAAAGAAAAAAAAAAAGACUAACUCGUGCAGGAAUAAACAGAUGUGCGUGCCGUGAACAAUGAAAGGGUGUGCUCAGUAUUCUCACAAAAGCUAUGGGGAACAGAGGCAGGAAUCAUUCAGUCGAUUUCAGUGGAGUCUGUUUCAGAGAAGAGCUGGUUUCUGAAUUAAGCCUAGAAAGGGAGUAAGGCUUUACCAAAUGAAGAAGAUUCUAGGUAGAGGGAAUAUGAUGGGGAGAAGGCUGUCCCCUUGAUUCUUUUUUUUGGCUGUGUUGGGUCUUCAUUGCUGUGCACGGGCUUUCUCUAGGUGUG